AUGGAGGCGAGCCAAAUAAUCGACUCUCUUGAUGAUGUUCAGGCCUACGUUGCAUCCAACCCAGCUAAAGCGAGUAUCUUUGGCUAUUCGGACAAGGUCGUGGUCGGAAUCUACAUGGGCGGUCGUUUUGAGGCCUCUACCACGGCUGCCACCGUCGUCGAGCAGAUGACCAGUUACCUCGCGACUCAAGGCUCGUUCGAGCAGAUGGCCCUGCAGUACUGUGGCUCAACUGCAAACUACAUGGUCGGACUGGCAAUCAGCACCCAGGCAGACCUUCCUGCAGUACAGCAGCUUGUCAAGACUUGGAGCGAUGGGAACUGCAUCUCGGGAUUCGACUCGGAGACGGAGGUUCAGACUACUCUCAUGCUUCAAAACAAGACUUCCUCGAGUCCCAACACGGUGGUCUCUCGGUCCGUACCACGGUCAGGUCUUGGUUCUCGUGCUGACACCUGCUCGACUGUUCAAGUUGUGUCCGGAGACACGUGUACCACCCUGGUCACUGAGUGUGGAAUCACAGCUACCGAGUUCUAUGAAUAUAACACAGCCUCUGAUCUGUGUUCCACUCUCGCUGUUGGCCACAUACAGCAACGGAACAUGUUACACAUAUCUGGUCGAAUCCGGAGAUACCUGCUCCUCGAUCGCCGCGUCUACAGUCUUACCACGGACAAGAUCAACAGCUACAACAACAAUACUUGGGGUUGGCUGGGAUGUGAUGAUCUCCAAGCCGGGGAAAAUAUCUGCCUGAGUGACGGGGACCCUCCCUUCCCUGCUCCGGUUGCAAAUGCCGUAUGCGGACCGCAGGUGGCUGGCACGACAGCCAACGGUACCAGCUAUGAUAAGUGGGCUGAACUUAAUCCCUGUCCUCUCAAUGCCUGUUGCGACGUCUGGGGUGAGUGCGGGACCACUCCGGACUUCUGUACUAUCACGGAAUCUGUUACUGGCAACCCGGGUACGGCUAAGACUGGAACCGACGGAUGCAUCUCCAACUGCGGGAUCACCAUUGAGAAUAAUUCGACUGCGCCUGCGGAGUUUUUCUCGCUGGGCUACUUCGAGUCUUUCAACGUGGAUCGCACCUGCCUUACUAUGGACGCCUAUAUGAUUGACACUGACAAGUACACCCAUGUGAUCUUCGGGUUUGGGACCAUCAACGCCGACUUCUCGAUCAGUAUCAACCAAACGGAACAGUUCGAGCAGUUCCUCAACCUGACUGAUGUCAAGAAAAUUGUAUCUUUUGGUGGGUGGGACUUUUCCACUAGCACCGACACCUACAGUAUCUUCCGCGAGGGUGUAACUGCCGCCAACCGUGCUACCCUGGCCAAGAAUCUUGGGGAUUUUGUCUCCAAGUACAGCCUCGAUGGUAUUGAUAUCGAUUGGGAAUAUCCUGGCGAGCCUGAUAUCCCUGGGAUUCCGGCUGGUAGCAGCGAGGAUGGCACCAACUACGUGGCAUUCCUGAAGGAGGUCCGUUCUAUCAUUGGCACUAGCAAGACCCUCUCGAUUGCCAUGCCUGCUUCUUACUGGUACCUGCAAGGGUUUCCUGUGGCCGACAUCAACGAUAUUGUCGACUUCAUAGUCUACAUGACUUACGAUCUGCACGGGCAGUGGGACUACGGCAAUACUUCUGCCGAUGAUGGCUGCGCGGACGGUAACUGCCUCCGUUCGCACGUUAAUCUGACCGAGACCUAUUACGCUCUAUCCAUGGUCACCAAAGGUGGCGCGGAUACCAAUAAGCUUAUGGUCGGCGUUUCCAGCUACGGCCGAUCCUUUGAGAUGACCGCCGCGAAUUGCACGGGGCCGGAAUGUACCUACGUCGGGCCCAAUUCGGGGGCAACGCCAGGCCGGUGUACUCAAACGGCCGGGUAUAUCGCCAACGCUGAGAUCAACGAGAUCAUUGCCACCAAUCCCACGGUCCAAGUUUUAUUCGAUAGCGGUAGCGACUCAGACAUCAUUGUUUACAAUGAGACUCAGUGGGUGGGCUAUAUGACCAACACGACCAAGAGCACUCGUACCUCGUACUACAAGGGGCUGAAUAUGGGCGGAACCACGGAGUGGGCCAUUGACCUGGAAGCUUUCGUCUAUGCACCUACCGAGUUCAAUGAGCAGGUGGACAUGUAUUUCUCGGAGAAAGUCGUCUCAUCGCUAUUGAACUCGUCGGAUAUCUGCUCGUUCCCAGCGUCUAGCGAAAGCAGCGCCACCGCAAGUAAGGAACGAGGGGUGGCAGCCUAUAUCGACUGGCUAUUAGAGGAUGACUUGCAGACUUCCGCAUACUGGACUCGACAAAUGUUUGUCUCUACGGGCGCCGGAUCCACACAAUGUGACCUCUACCCUGACGGCUCUUGUCCCUUCCCGACGGGCUAUUGCAGCAACUACUCGAGUCCCGAAGAAUACUGGGCCGAGUACGUGGUGGCCAACUUCCGUGAAUAUGUGAAUGAGUUCGGAACAUUGUUCCAGUUCGCGACCGCCAACCAGACCCUGUCUAUUGCCGACAUUGUCUCCGAUUUUCCCGUCAAAACCGGGCCCGCGGCGCCGGGUCUGUCGACUGUGCUCUCCAACGUCGGCAGUAUCCUAGGCAUCGUCGGAGCCGGGGUGCCGCUGUUGGAUGUUCCCGAGGAGGUCGAGACGGAUGUAGGCAGCAGUCUGAUCGGGGCCGCCAGUGGCAUCUUUGGGGUUGCGGGGAGCUCCGUGUCGAGCAGCACCACCACCAGCACCGAGACCGAGACUCUCCUCGACCAAGUGCAGCAGGUAUACAGCUGGAUGUUGGACGGGGUCGAGGACACUCUGGCCGAGAUCUUUGAGCACGGCAAUAUCUCGAGCUGGGCCUCGGGGCUUCGCGCCGGCGACUACACGUCCGAGAUCGCCAACUUCUUCGACGGCCGGUACAUGUUCGAGCUCUCCGAGGAGCAAGCCAAGGGCAUUCAAUCCAUCUUCAACCAGCACCUGCGGGCGUACCUGGUGGGCAGUGCGCUGGCGGCGGCCAACUACUAUAUCCUCAAGGGGGCCUAUUCGACCACGGACUGCGCCCAGAAGACCAGCGGCACGGUCAUCGGCGACAGCUGCUACACCCUCCAGUACCCGUCCUCCACCGGGUGGACCCUGACCAAGCAGAUCAUGACCGAGCUCAUCAGCAGCGACGAUCUCACCAAGCUCACGGGCACCUACGACGUCGACCUGGAGACCCUGUACACCAACUCGUACACCUGCCAGAACACGACCGGAACCUACUACGGCACCAAAACCCCGACCUCCGCCAGUGAUAUCCUCGACGCCGCUUCAACCACGCUGCCGACUUGCUUCUUUAAUCUUCCGGUCUUCACGGUCGAGAUUUCCGACGAGCCCAGUACGAACAACUAUCUCUCUUCCCCGUGCCUGGUCUACCGUCUCAAUUCGACCGCAAGCACCGCCGAGCUGGGCGUGACCUGGAUGCCCAGCAACCUGGCGAAGAUUUUUGUCAAGGACUUCUGCCAGUGCAGUCAGUCCGAACGCGAAUGCCUCCUAGCAUAG
This is a messenger RNA of Aspergillus aculeatus ATCC 16872, 3498 nucleotides long. RefSeq lists its product as uncharacterized. Lineage: Eukaryota; Fungi; Ascomycota; Eurotiomycetes; Eurotiales; Aspergillaceae. The transcript has 3 exons. The coding region runs from base 1 to 3498 and encodes 1165 amino acids. The record is from RefSeq and is a predicted model, not a curated record. Gene Ontology annotation, biological process: carbohydrate metabolic process. Gene Ontology annotation, molecular function: hydrolase activity, hydrolyzing O-glycosyl compounds; chitin binding.